Molecule: messenger RNA, 1017 nt
Organism: Mollisia scopiformis
Lineage: Eukaryota; Fungi; Ascomycota; Leotiomycetes; Helotiales; Mollisiaceae
Exons: 4
Coding region: 1-849 (282 amino acids)
Biological process (GO): GPI anchor biosynthetic process
Cellular component (GO): Golgi membrane; endoplasmic reticulum membrane
Source: RefSeq, a predicted model, not a curated record
AUGGCAGGUGUGAAGGCACCGUGGUGGGCGACGAUAUACGUUAUUGUCCCCAUCUUCUCUGGAUUUGUAUGGCUGGGAAUGCUUCUUGGGAUGUUACUAUGGUGGACGGUAAAAGAGCAUUCAGUACACCUCGUACCAAUGGAUGCAAAUCAACAUAUCGCGUACAUCUCGGAUAUUGGAGCGCAUCAAUUGCAACCCCUCUUCAUCGCGAUGGGAACGACCACCGUCGUGAGCUUCACCACCGUCUUCGUUACUGAGCGCUGGCUCCGACACCGAGGAACAAUUGCUCGAAAUACUUCCAUGUUUCAGAAGAUACUGAGUGGCCUCGCCAUUAUUUUUGCGAUAAUAGGAAUGAUUGGUUUGAUCAUUCUCACUUGCCGAAAUGAUAUCAAAUACUCCAAAACUCAUGACGCAUGUCUGGUAGUCUUCAUUGCCGGCUACAUCCUGUCUGCAAUCUUUGUCUGCUGGGAGUACCAACGCCUAGGGAUUCACUACCGUCAACACCGGAUCCUUCGCAUUUCCUUCUGGAUCAAACUCGCCUUCAUCUUCGUUGAACUGGGUCUCGCCAUCGCCUUCGGUGUCCUCAGUGACAAGGAGAAUUACAAUCCCGCUGCUGUUUGUGAAUGGGUUAUUUCUCUCAUAUACACAUUCUACGUCUGGAGUUACGCGAUCGAUUUCAUCCCUGCGAUCCGCACAAGACAUUAUGCUAGCAAGGAGACGGAGAUUGAUAUGGCCGAAGGCAUGGAGUCCGAGUCGAGGAUGAGGGGAUACCCAGGUGGACUGGCGCAGGAAGAGGCUGCUUAUGGAUCAACUGGUGUGGCUCGUGGUCAUGAGUCGAGGAAUUUUUAACAAAAGGUGGUGGAAGGAGCAUUGAUUGUAGAUUCGGGAACGCACUGUGUAUGUGUAGAUGAGUUAAGAUGGAGUUUAUGGGACUCUGAACGUUUGUUAAUGAAAUGAAAGCUUCGAGUUCAAGACCUUGAAGAUGUUCAAGUAGGUAUUGCUACAGCCACAAGUAGG